GUUUCUUUUGUUGUAAAACAUAUCAAUGUAAAUUAGCGGAUCAAAUAUUAGGUAAAGCACGUUUUGAAUAUUAAACAACCGUCGUUCGCUAGCUUUAUUGCUUGUAAUCAGUUCGGAACAAAAAUGCAGCAGCCACCACAGCCACCACCAGCGUACGGGGCAAACCCGCCCAACUAUAACCAGCCAGUCUACCAACAGCCACCGCCCGUCCAUAACCCGGCACCGAUGUUUAUGGCGCAACAGAGCAGUCAAGUGGUCGUGGUCAACGCCGGCGGAAAUUCAAGGGAUUAUCCACCGGGAACCUGUCAGAGAUGCGGGGGUCACAUAGGAACGAAGUUUACGGUGUGUGGGAUACUACUGUGCAUUUUCUGCUUCCCACUCGGUUUGCUGUGCUGCCUUCUGAUGACGGAGAAAAGAUGUGACAAUUGUGGUUAAAAGUAUUUGUAAUGACCACGGAAGCUCUACUGUAGCAUCACAUACACGCAAAUGUUGCGUUUAACAUACUCAUAAGUCUUUUGUUAUUUAAACUGCUGAAUGUAUGUGUAUAAAGACAUAUACAUUUAAAAUAAUCACGACAUUUCUUCUCGCCUAGAUAUCGAUUGCAUUGAAGUUGCUUGCAGUGGCGCGUUGCUCGUGUGUGUAUGUUCAUAUUAUUUCUAUAAACAUGUUGGUUUUGUUAAGAAAACUCUUCGAAAAGUUAUUACAUAUUAAUUGUGCCAAUAUUUUUGUUUUAAGCUACUUGUUGUUAAACAAAACUAUUUGAAUAAAUAUAAACCAUAAACAACAAGUAUAUAACUAAUAAAUCAUCGCUCUAAAA
Dreissena polymorpha is the source of this 817-nucleotide messenger RNA. Its product is annotated as brain protein I3-like. The transcript is spliced from 3 exons. The record is from RefSeq and is a predicted model, not a curated record. Bases 124 to 435 code for a protein of 103 amino acids. Lineage: Eukaryota; Metazoa; Mollusca; Bivalvia; Myida; Dreissenidae.